AUGGCUUCACAAAUCAGCAAGAAACUCAUCAAGUCCGGCAAUGGUCAAGACUAUCCCAGAGCCGGAGAUGAAGUCACAAUCGAGUACACUGGCUGGCUCCAUGACCCCUCGGCGUCCGCCAACAAUAACAAAGGCAAACAAUUCGAUAGCUCCGUAGGUCGAGGGGAUUUCAAGACCCAGAUCGGUGUCGGUAGGGUCAUCCCAGGCUGGGAUCAAGGUGUUCCGCAGAUGUCUCUGGGUGAAAAAAGUACUUUGGUCAUCCCAGGGUGA
Messenger RNA from Exophiala aquamarina CBS 119918, 270 nucleotides. Its product is annotated as peptidylprolyl isomerase. Bases 1 to 270 code for a protein of 89 amino acids. Lineage: Eukaryota; Fungi; Ascomycota; Eurotiomycetes; Chaetothyriales; Herpotrichiellaceae. Gene Ontology annotation, molecular function: peptidyl-prolyl cis-trans isomerase activity. The record is from RefSeq and is a predicted model, not a curated record. The transcript has 3 exons.